CGUUUUUUUGGAACACGCGUAACAGGGGAAAAAGGAAGAAGAUGGUGGUGGAAGGGGAAACUUUCUGUACGCACACCACCGAAAUCGAAUAAUCUCUCUCAAUACGAUCUGAUCUUCAUUGAUUUUCCCAAAAAGAUUCCGUUUUUGAAUCGAUUGAUUUCUGGGCACCUUUCAUCUUUCCGAUUUCUCCAAACCCUUUUUUCUGGUUUUAGGAUCAGUGGUAAAUGGAGAAGGUGAUAAACAUUCUGAAACCAAAGCCAAAUCCACAGCAACUGCUGAGGGAUUGGCAACGCAAGCUUCGCCAAGAGUGCCGCAACGUUGAGCGCCAAAUUCGCGAUAUUCAGAGAGAAGAAAAAAGUGUGCAGAAAGCGAUUAGAGAAGCUGCUAAGAGGAAUGAUAUGGGCUCUGCAAAGGCACUUGCUAAGGAACUUGUGAGAUCUAGGAAAACGGUGAACCGUCUUCAUGAAAAUAAGGCACAAUUGAAUUCAAUAUCAAUGCAUCUUGGAGAGAGUGUUGCAAUUGCUCGUACUGUGGGGCAUCUAUCUAAGAGUGCUGAGGUUAUGAAGCUUGUUAAUGACCUUAUGAAGGCUCCUCAAAUGGCUGUGACAAUGCAAGAAUUCAGCAAAGAAAUGACAAAGGCAGGCGUUAUUGAGGAAAUGGUGAAUGAUGCUGUCGACUCAGCACUAGAUUCCGAGGACAUUGAAGAUGAGAUAGAAGAAGAAGUUGAUAAAGUCUUAACUGCUAUAGCUGGUGAGACAGCUGCAGAACUUCCUGAAGCCGUGAGGAAAGAGAAGGUGAGGCAACCUGCUCAAAGCGUUAGAGCCGCAGAGGAGGAAGAGGCUAUAGCUGAGGGUGUUGAUGAUGAAGAAGAAAUGGAAGAAAUAAGGGCCAGACUUGCUAAAGUUAGGUCAUAAAAAAGUUCCCAGUUUUGCAUCCUCUACAUUGUACCCAGGUAUAUUUUAAGCAUGGUAGUCAAAAUCACCAAAUCGCUAAAUCGCAAGGGAGAUGUUGACAUGUUUGUAUCCUAUUUGUAAUAUUCAGAUUGGAACAGACAAUUCCCUAUUAAUGGGAAAGAGAAAACUGACUGGGAUGGCAGUUUGUAUGUAAAUUACACUAAAAUCUUGGGGUGUAUCAAAUCAUCAAUAUAUAGAUUUUCAUCUGGAUUUUCUGUAAAAGUCAUUGUUCAUCAUCACUAGCCAUUAAUCUUUCUACCA
Molecule: messenger RNA, 1214 nt
Organism: Lotus japonicus
Lineage: Eukaryota; Viridiplantae; Streptophyta; Magnoliopsida; Fabales; Fabaceae
Product: vacuolar protein sorting-associated protein 24 homolog 1
Exons: 6
Coding region: 225-914 (229 amino acids)
Biological process (GO): endosome transport via multivesicular body sorting pathway; late endosome to vacuole transport; protein transport
Cellular component (GO): ESCRT III complex; multivesicular body
Source: RefSeq, a predicted model, not a curated record